Electrophorus electricus (electric eel) is the source of this 4094-nucleotide messenger RNA. RefSeq names its product leucine rich repeat and fibronectin type III domain containing 5a (gene lrfn5a). Gene Ontology annotation, molecular function: protein binding. The record is from RefSeq and is a predicted model, not a curated record. Lineage: Eukaryota; Metazoa; Chordata; Actinopteri; Gymnotiformes; Gymnotidae.
CCGGCGGUUAUGUGACGGAUUAGAUUUGGCACUGGUGACGGAUACGUAUAAUUUCCCCGACGAUAAGAGCGAUAACCAAUUGUUAUUUCCCGUUCAGAACCGCCUAAUGUGUGUACUAUGUGCCUGUGAAUCCUAUGACUGAAGCAUUUUUUUUUCCAGAUACACUUUUUUUUUAGCCUGAAGUGGUCGUGCGAGCGGACGCUGUUGGGAAAGUAGGUGGGAACAGCCCUUUCAUUGACUUGGAUGGAGGGCUACCGUGCGAGACACUCCGUUAUUUCGUGGAUUAAGUCGGUGUGGAGAAAGAGCGGGGAAAAAGUGAAUGUAAGGUUGAGCAGCGUGAACGUCUACCUGACUGAGAUUUGAUCUGAGGUGGCCGGCGCAGCCACUUGAAAGCACUCGGCUGCAUAGACAAUCGCUCAGGUAAAUAGAGCAAGUCAGUUUUAAUGCGGACGGAAGCUCGCAGUCGUGCGAGGCGCGUCGACGUGCGGCUGGAGAAUGGCACGGUGUUCGGCGCUCCAGUGGGGCACGCAAGCACUCGGUCAUUUUGAGGGGCAUCGGGCGAAUUGCGUAGGAAUUUGACUGUCUCUCCGGCACGGCUCUUUUGGAUUUGUUUUACCACAAGAAAAGAGGGAGCGACUGGAUUCGUAGAUUUUCACCGAAUGCCAACCUAUGGUGUGUUUUCUGAGGACAGUAAGGAUAUGGGCUGUGUGGAGUUGGAUGCUUUCCGUUCAAGCGCUCCUUGCUUCAAAAUGAUUUAGUGUAAAUCAGAUGGGGCAGAAUAGAACAGCGACAUGGGAAAAUACGACAUGUGAGGAGAUUCAGUUCCCCUGACACUCAGUGCUCCUAGCAGGGCUGACAUUCCCUCUUCAAGGUUUCUGAACCUGAUUUACAAUGGAAAAACUGCUUGUCUGCCUGUUGGUUAUUGGAAUGGCAGUGAAGGCCCAGAUCUGUCCCAAACGCUGCGUCUGUCAAAUCCUCUCCCCCAACCUCGCUACACUCUGUGCCAAAAAAGGGCUGCUGUUCGUUCCACCGAACAUUGACCGGCACACGGUGGAGCUGCGGCUCGCUGACAACUUCGUCACCAGCGUCAAGCGGAAAGACUUUGCCAAUAUGACCAGACUGGUUGACCUCACCCUGUCAAGGAACACAAUAAGCUACAUCACGCCAUAUGCAUUCGCAGACCUGGAAAACCUGCGCGCCUUGCACCUGAACCACAACCGUCUCACUCGGAUAGGCAACGACACGUUCAGCGGCAUGUCCAAGCUCCAUCACCUAAUCCUAAACAACAAUCAACUGACCCUCAUCCACCUGGGAGCCUUCAAUGACCUUCUGGCCCUGGAGGAGCUGGAUCUGUCUUACAACAACCUAGAGACAAUUCCAUGGGAGGCUAUCCAGAAGAUGACCAGUCUGCACACGCUCAGUCUGGACCACAACAUGAUCGAUUACAUACCUGAAGGUACCUUCUCUCUCUUACAAAAGCUCAAUCGCCUGGACGUGACCUCCAAUAAGCUCCAGAAGCUUCCGCCGGAUCCUCUGUUCCAGAGGGCACAAGUGCUGGCGACGUCCGGAGUGCUCCAUCCCUCCUCCUUUGCACUGAGCUUCGGAGGAAACCCUUUACACUGUAACUGUGAGCUCCUCUGGCUUCGGCGUCUAAGUCGUGAGGACGACCUGGAGACAUGCGCUACUCCACUUCACCUCACCGGGCGCUACUUCUGGUCUAUCCCAGAGGAGGAGUUCCUCUGUGAGCCACCCCUUAUCACCCGUUACUCUCAUGAGAUGAGGGUGCUGGAGGGGCAGAGAGUGACACUGAAGUGCAAAGCCAGGGGCGAUCCUGAGCCAGCCAUUCACUGGAUAUCCCCUGAGGGCAAGCUGGUGUCGAACUCCUCACGUACUGUGGUCUAUAACAAUGGCACUCUGGAUAUCCUGAUCAGCACAGUGAAGGACACAGGCUCUUUCAGCUGCAUCUCCUCCAACCCGGCUGGGGAGGCACACCAAACUGUGGACCUGUUGAUUAUUAAGCUCCCCCACAUUAGCAACAGCACCAAUAACAUCCAGGAGCCAGACCCCGGCUCCUCUGACAUCUCCACCUCCACCAGGACUGGAGCCAAUGGCAGCAACCACACCGGAGACACAAAGACGAACCCAGACAAACGGGUGGUCAUAGCAGAAGCCACCUCUUCCACUGCACUCAUCAAGUUCAACUUUCAGAGGAAUAUACCUGGAAUUCGUAUGUUUCAGAUCCAGUACAAUGGCACUUUUGAUGACUCCCUUGUUUACAGAAUGAUCCCACCCACAAGUAAAAACUUCCUGGUGAACAACUUGGCAGCCGGGACCCAGUAUGACCUGUGUGUUCUGGCGAUCUAUGACGAUGGGAUCACAUCUCUGACUGCUACUCGAGUGGUGGGCUGUGUGCAGUUCACCACUGAGUCGGAGUACCUCAGGUGCCACUUUAUGCAGUCGCAGUUUCUGGGAGGUACCAUGAUCAUCAUCAUCGGUGGCAUCAUCGUCGCCUCCGUCCUCGUCUUCAUCAUCAUCCUCAUGAUCCGCUACAAGGUGUGUAAUGGCAGUGACCGGGCCAAGGGAACAGCAGUCACCAGCAUGCACUCUCAAACCAAUGGGGCCCAGGCCCAGAGCUGCGCUGUCACUCCCUCCGCAUCGAAGCAUGCCACCCUGGGGUCAGAUGGGGCCUGCCAGAAAGGCAUGGCUGGCCCUCCGGACUCGCUGGCCCACUCCUCAGAGACUGACAUUCCUGACUGCCCCACCACUGCCUCUCAGGUGAGCCCGAGCUGGCCCGCGGCCACUUCCUCGGGGUCCCUGAAGCCAAAUCGCAGGCCGGCGCCCAACCCAGCAGCGGCUGCAAGCGCCGAGGCCCAGACGGAAGUACUGCCCGGCGCUGAGACUCACAACACCAACCGCAACAACUCCACCGCCCUGCAGCAGCCCCUGCUGCCUGGCCCAUCCUCUGGCUCCGCCCAUGGCCCCAUCCUGUCCCUCCCCUCCCGCUUCAAAGACACCCCCAUCCUGAGGAGGGCACACCCCCGGCCCUCUGUGACCAAGUAUAUGACACUGCCGACGGAGGGGGUGAGAGCAAAGCGCAGGUAUUCUCUAAACGAGGACUUGACCAAACACCAUUGCUAUCUUGGCAAACAGAAAUUUGGGAAUAUGUGGUCCAAACGGAGUCUAUCUAUGAAUGGAAUACUUGUCCAGAUGGGGAAUGUGGAUAUAGAUGGUAGCAAAGCCAUGUAUUCCAGUUCAGAGUGGAUCCUAGAGAGCACAGUGUGAAUAAAUGGGGGCUAGAGACAGUGUGCCACUACAUCUUAAGAGUGUGCGUGUGCAUGUGCAUGUGUGCGUGCGUGUGUGUGUGUAAGUUUGCGUGUACAUAUGUGUGUGUUUAUGAGUGAGGUACACAACUGUAUGUACUACACUAGUGUGUGUUUGUGCGUACAUAGUAUGUGAGUCUAUCUGCGUGUCAACGGGUCUGAGCAUUUGUAUGCAUGUGAGUUUUGCAUCAUUUUUUUUUUCUCUCGUUCCAUGCCACCUUUUCUGUUGCAUUUUGUAGUUUUUAAUUGAAAGGUACCUGAAAGCCCAUGGAGAAAGAGGAUGCCGGCUUGGAGGGAGUUGCACCUGUGGAUCACGCUGACAGUCACCUCUAGUACCAUAGCAACUGCCACCAUAGCAACUGCCCCCUGACCCUAACGCUUCCCUUCCCCAUCCACCCACCUCCAUCCUGCUCUUUGAGCAUCUUGGUGAGAGAAAUUGGUGCCUUCCUAUGUUCUCUUGUCAGGAGCACCAACUGGAAAUGAGCUUUGGCCCAUAGGGAAUCUGGACUGAGUGCAGCCAGAGAUAUUUCACAAAAAAGCCUUUCUAUUCAAGGGAAUAACAUUUCCUGUAUACUACACAGACGCUGAAAACGACAAUUAAAGACUUGAAGCUUGGACCUGUUAUUAAAUUGAUAUUUUUUAAAGAAAAAAAUCAAGUUUUUUUUUUUUUUUUUUUCGGUGACACUGAUAUUGCCUUUAUUUGAAGGCACAAAAAAAAAAAAUCUGUGUACAGAAAGACAACAUCUACUGUGUUGUUAUGUUGUGUAAAAUAAA